Paralichthys olivaceus (Japanese flounder) is the source of this 2333-nucleotide messenger RNA. RefSeq names its product prenyl (decaprenyl) diphosphate synthase, subunit 1 (gene pdss1). The record is from RefSeq and is a predicted model, not a curated record. Gene Ontology annotation, cellular component: mitochondrion; transferase complex. Gene Ontology annotation, biological process: isoprenoid biosynthetic process; ubiquinone biosynthetic process. Gene Ontology annotation, molecular function: prenyltransferase activity. NCBI's taxonomy places the organism in Eukaryota, Metazoa, Chordata, Actinopteri, Pleuronectiformes, Paralichthyidae.
GCGCCCGCUGUUCAGCUUCCGGUUCCGCUCGGAGGUGUCACCCGAAGCGGACGCGUGCGCUGCGGCAGCGGGUGUCAUGGCGGGUCCGUGGUGGAUCCGCUGUCGGAGCUUGGGCACAAACUGUACGAGGGCGGGUGUGAUAGAAACCCUGCGGCGUGCGAGCGGCAGGUCUGCGGCUCUCUGCGCGUCCUCCCCGGGGCCGGCGUGCUGGAGCUCCGGGCUCGGGAGCGAGGCACAGCCGUCGUCAUCCACACAGACAAACCUGAAAAUAUUCAACUUUACCUCAUCUCUGAACAGACACAAGUCACGGUUGCUGUGUCCCACACUACAUCUGUGCUGCAGCAGAACGAUACACAGCGACGCAAAGGUCAAGGACCCGUUCACGUUAGCCCAGAAAGACCUGACGAGUUUAUAUGACGAUAUCAAGAAGGAGCUGUUUGUGUCUAAAGAAGAGCUGAAGUUUCUAUGUGAUUACUACUUCGAUGGAAAAGGAAAAGCAAUCCGACCCAUGAUUGUAGUUCUGAUGGCGCGGGCUCUCAACAUCCACAGCGACCGAGCAGGAGAUCUGCUCCCGGGGCAGAGGGCCAUCGCCAUGAUCUCAGAAAUGAUUCACACUGCCAGUCUGGUGCACGACGACGUCAUAGACGGGUCAGAUAAGCGCCGUGGAAAGGGAACGAUCAAUGAUGUGUGGGGUGAAAGAAAGGCGAUCUUGGCUGGAGAUUUCAUCCUCUCAGCCGCCUCCAUGGCGUUGGCUCGUAUUGGUAACAUCACUGUGGUUAAAGUUCUGUCGCAAGUCAUAGAAGACUUGGUCAGAGGGGAGUUCAUGCAGCUGGGCUCCAAAGAGAACGAGAACGAGCGAUUCAAGCACUACCUCGAGAAAACUUUCAAGAAGACGGCGAGUCUCAUUGCAAACAGUUGUAAAGCAGUUUCCAUUCUGGUAAACCCUGAUCCUGAAGUUCAUGAAAUCGCCUUCCAGUUCGGCAAGAAUGUCGGCAUCGCAUUUCAGCUCGUGGACGACGUGUUGGACUUCACAUCAGGAGCCAGUCAGCUGGGGAAACCUUCAGCCGCAGAUCUCAAACUGGGUUUAGCCACUGGACCAGUUCUGUUCGCCUGUCAGCAGUUUCCUGAGCUUCAUGCGAUGAUCAUGAGACGGUUCAGCUCUGAUGGAGAUGUAGAUCGAGCCUGGAAAUACGUCCUUCAGAGUGACGGCGUGGAACAGACCAACUUCCUGGCCCGGCGCUACGGUCAAGAAGCCAUCAGACACGUCCGUAUGCUCCGGCCGUCCCCAGAGAGAGACGCCCUCAUCAGGCUCACUGAGAUGGUGCUCACCAGAGACAAAUGAACCUCCUGUGCCCGGGGCUUCACUUCAGGCAGCUACCUGCGGAAAAGCAAACUCACCCCCACCCCCGUGAGUCUGCACAGGCUGGGACGAAGACGGCAAGAGAGAGAGAAAGAGAGAAGCGAUGGACAUUUGGUUCAGAGGGACCCCUGCUGCUGGUUUUUGUGCCAAAUGAAAAUGGCAGUGAGCUCGAUUGUGUCCGAGCAGUUGAUCAGAAUCACGGGAUCAGAACGGCACUCGGGGGUCUUGUCUGAACUGACACCUGUCGUUUCAUGACUCGACAUAAACUCUGAUAAUAUACACACGAGGGUGAGUCACCUCGUAAUGCUUUGUCAUAUAAAUACACACGUGCACAUCCUUUAGAUUUCAGGUGGAAUCAAAGAGAUGGUUUUGAAAUUAAGCUGAAAGCAACACUAUGUAACUGACUGAAGUACAGCGCCCCCUGCAGCCACACACGAUAAAGUGUUUUUAACUGAUCUCCAGUUCAGCUUUACUCUUCAACCUGCUGGACCUGAUUCUGACAAUUGAAGUCAUUUCCACACUCCUCACAGGGAAACGUACUCACUCACCACGGUUACAUAGAACAGACGUCCAGGGUGAGUUGAGCGAAUGAAAGAGGAAAAAUUCAAAAAAUUUGAAACAUCAAAUUCCUUCUGAAGCUGCUGUUUUAAGGUAAAGUUUCAUAGUGUUGCUUUAAAUCACCGGAUGCCACCGCAUCACAGUACUGUACCUGCGGCCGCCUCCCACGCCUCAGUGUGGGGUUGCUGCAGAUUCUGUUUAAUUCUGUUUAAUUCCAAAUAAGAUGCAUAAUCGUCAGCGGGAGUUCGUCCGGAUCCGUCCGCACCGUGAAGGCCAAACAGUCACAUCUGGUUUUUUUGACUUAAGUGUUCUGAGGAAACUUCUGUAAAGCAAAGUGCCGUUUUCCAACCCAGGCCUUAACAUCUGGAACGACCGUGUGCUCAAUAAAAACCAACAGUUUUUGUUUUUUAUUUAA